AUGCAGUGUGAAGCUACAUUUGUUAACAAAAUGGCCAAACUUCGUCAGGAAACGGAAGCAGCUAUUCACGAGGUUAGUUUUCAGGCUAGAUUUCAGGUCUUUCAGUACGUCUGUAUUUUUCGUCUUUUACUUGUACACUGUGCAGCAAAUGGUCUCUUUUUCCAGGCAAACACACGGCUUGAUCAAGCUGAGAGGGACCGAGCCGAGGUACUACAUUUACAAAACACUUUCAGAUUAUCGUGGGUACCAGAUGAGGUAAGAAUAGACCUAUGGACUGUACUGAGAUAUUGGGGCUUAUAGAGGACAAAUACAAUAAACUGUUUACUUAAGGUGUUUCGAUACAGCUUUUCGGAAACGUUACCGAUAUUUUUUUGUCACCUAAAAAGUGAUUUUAUCCUUGUCCGAUCGCUAUAAAAUGUUCACCACUGACUGACUUUCGAUUGAAGUUUGUCAAAAUGUAGCUCAAAAUGUAGCGUGAAAUAAAAUCGAUAUCACUAUGAAGCAAUAAACAAAAGACUUUCACAUCGCGAUCUAGACCUGCUACUGAAAAUCCGACACCAGGAACUGGUUUUUGCCCUUCCUCGUCACAUAAGACACGAAAAGAAAUUGACCAAUUUUUAAAUCCUUAGUUAAGACUUUUUUAAUUUAAAUCAGCCUAUUUCUGUAACGCACAUUGAUCAUAUACAUAUGCGAAUUUACGCUUUAUAAGUAAUAAAAUUAUUAUUAUUAUUAUUAUUAUUAUUAUUAGCAAAUAAUCUCGUGAGAAGUAAAAAAUUCUGUUUGUUUGAAUUCAAACAAAACGUAAAUAUAUUUCAAACCUUAUAUUUUCAUAUUGUGCCGAUACAUCAAAGUUCCCAUAUCUUUUCAAUCCCCUUAUUGUUGACUUGAUUGCUAUCACACGCCUGUUGAUUGGUUAGUCUUAACCUCGUUUUAAUGCAGGUAAUGUAUUUUUUUUUCGCAGCUUGUUAACUACUGUUCAAACAGCAAAUGUCGAGCGCCCUUCACUCAAGUAAGUUUUGUGUCUUGUUUUAUUGAAUACAAGGUUUGAUUUCACGCAAACGUUGUUCCCAGGGCCUUUUCCUUUAGGAAAUGGACGGGGGCCCUGGAAAGGAGGUUGCCUUUACUCCAUGAUUUCAAAUCUUUGGUAACGUUUUGAUAGACGUUAUACCCAAUUUGUGCCGUAGAAGCUCAUAUGUUACGAUAUUUACCUUAUGUCAACUCAAUUGAUAAACCAAAUUUUCGACCGAAAACGGACACCAGAAGUCCACGGAACAAUUUUCGUUUCCAAACAUAGGUGAGUUUAUACACAAUCAGUGUUAUUCUAUGAAUAUCAAACCUCUCAGGAUUUGGAAAUUAGAAAACGUGUGUUUGUUGUUUUGAUUUGUUUGGGUUCUAUUGGCUUAACACAGAUGCAUUUGGUGUUUGUUGUAGACUAGAAGACGCCAUCAUUGUCGAUGCUGCGGCCGCGUUUUCUGUCACAACUGCACAGAUCAGUCAGCUCAGUAA
Molecule: messenger RNA, 1506 nt
Organism: Porites evermanni
Lineage: Eukaryota; Metazoa; Cnidaria; Anthozoa; Scleractinia; Poritidae
Source: the annotation of a GenBank genome assembly